This is a messenger RNA of Cydia strobilella, 1720 nucleotides long. It is a transcript of the gene Rtnl1, whose product is annotated as reticulon-3-B. NCBI's taxonomy places the organism in Eukaryota, Metazoa, Arthropoda, Insecta, Lepidoptera, Tortricidae. The transcript is spliced from 7 exons. Gene Ontology annotation, cellular component: endoplasmic reticulum membrane; axon. The record is from RefSeq and is a predicted model, not a curated record. Bases 263 to 1519 code for a protein of 418 amino acids.
AUAUAUUUCUUUGUAAGCGCGUUCACAUAGUCAAGGCAAGGGCGGGCUCCUCGCACUGGCGGGCCGGCGAUGAGUAAUACCGCUCGUCGUGCAGAGUGACGUCGCACAGCACCCCACACGGCCGCUCGCUCGCGAGCCUCAGUCCUCCGGCGCCCGGCGCCCCCACGACACGGCAACCGCCUUAACUGCGCACUAACGAUUUUCCACCGCGCCCUAGGGACGCGCCCAUCUUCCGAUCACACUCUUCCACCACUACACUAGAAUGGACGGCACGGAUGAUCUUCUAGGAGGGUUCGGCGACCAGAUGCCGGCGGCGGCACCCCUGCCUCCGAUGAAGCGCGAGCAGGACUCAACGGAUGACUUCGAGCACCUGGGCCGCGAGGGUCGCGACGACAGCGAAUCGCCGCGUCACGGGCCCGCGCGCCUCGCCACCCAGAACUUCCUGGACAUGGAACGGGACGUGUUCGCGGACCCGCCGCGCGCGCCCUCCGCGGCGGACAAGCUGGCCGACCAGUUAGCCGACAAGUUCACUGACAGCGAGUCGGACGCGGACACGGCCGGCGAGUCCCCACUGCACCGGCCCGCGCCGGUCGCGCCGUUAUCCGCGCCCGCGCCCGCGCCCGAGCCCACGCCCGUGCUGGCUCCGGCUCCCAGCCCCGCGCCCGUGGUCACGCCCGCGGCAGCGCCCGCGCCGGCUCUGGCACCCGCCCCGCCGGUGGAGGUGCCGCGGCCCGAGCCGCCUAAGCCGCUCGAGCCCGCGCCCCAGCCCAAGCCCGCACCAGUGCCCGCCCCAGUGGCGGCGCCCAAACCGGCUCCGGAACCGCCCAAACCCGCGCCCGAGCCCAGCCGCACGCCUGUCGCUCACGUCAUUGAAGCUGAAGUCAUCUUCUGCCAGAUGGGACUUGAUGCUUGGUUCGACCCGCAGAGGCUGCAUCCCGAAGUGGAGGCGCUAAUAUACUGGCGUAGCGCGGCGCGCUCGGGUGCCGCGCUGGGCGCGGGCCUGGCGCUGCUGCUGGCGCUGGCGUGCUGCUCCGUGGUGUCGGUGGCGGCCUACGUCUCGUUGCUGGCGCUGUCCGCGGCCGUCGCCUUCCGCAUCUACAAGAAUGUGCUCCAGGCCGUGCAGAAAACCAAUGAGGGACAUCCCUUCAAAUUCCUCUUGGAGAAAGAUAUCAGCGUGCCCGCUGAGCGCAUGCAGUCGCUGGCCGCCUCCGCCACGGCGCACCUCAAUGCUGCAGUCAGCGAACUUCGCAGACUGUUUCUGGUGGAGGACCUGGUGGACUCGCUGAAGUUCGGCGUGCUGCUGUGGUGCCUCACGUACGUGGGCGCCUGCUUCAACGGCAUGACGCUCAUUAUCCUGGGCUGGAUAGCGCUGUUCACGCUGCCGAAGGCUUACGAGAUGAACAAGGCGCAGGUGGACGCCAACCUCGAGCUGGCGCGCGCAAAGAUCAACGAGAUCUCCGCCAAAGUGCGAGCAGCAGUCCCACUCGGCAGGAAGACUGAGACAGAGAAGGACAAGUAAAGCGGGACGGAAGAUGAGGAGCGACGCGGGAGCGAGCGAGAGCGCGCGCAUGCAGAUCUUUUAUUAGCGCCGGAGUACUUCACUCUUUGUUAUAUUUAUUAUACUAUUAAAGAUAAUACUUUACGUGUAAAGCUUUAUGACGAGUCAUGCGGAGAUUGUAUUUGCUUUUUGAAAUUUUAAAUUAAAAUAACUGUCGAACCA